UUAAUUUUCAAUGUUAGAAAGAAAAAGUUUGGUCUCUAUGCAUAUUGGCUUGAUUUUUAAAAAGAAAAAUGGAAGAAUUCCAGUUAUAAACAGUGAAGGGAAAUUCAAAAUUUUUUCUCUAUUGCUAAAGAAAUUUUCACUCCAAUUCUUCCUACCAACACAAAACCUGUCAUAAAUUUUCAAGUAUAAUUGAUGAGGCUUAUCCCAAAAUGACUACUUUUCGUAUUUCAUGAUUCAAAGUAAUGAUUCAUAAGUAUGAAUUCAAGUCUUUUUAUUGCAUAGAUGGUGGUAUUGUAUGAUUUUAAUUCAACGUACUUAAAAGGAUUCUUAAGUAUGGUGGUAUUGUAUGAUUUUGAUUCAUCGUAUCUGAUGGUCUGAACAAAUGAUUCAUGAGAAUGAAUUCAAAGAACAUGAUGCUUAAAGUUUUCUCCAAUGAAUGUUGUUUGUAUGAUACAAAAAAUUAUGUAGAUAUUCCUGUGUUUUCACCCCAACAACCAAAGUCCUUCUGAAUCAAAUCCCACUUGAGACAGACUACAGAAACAGAAAGAGAAUGUCAUUUUCCAUUUCUCAUUUUUUCCCCUACAAAUGCAUAAAACCUUCAUUUGUAGGCAAAGCUCAGUUACACCAAACAAAAUUUCCCAUUAUUUUUUUUCCAGGUUUGUUUUUUAUUAUCUCUCAACUUUAGCAUGAGAUAAAGAGUCAAAUACUUUAUCAACAGAUCACGCUACUGUUGGCGAUCUUUUAACUUCCCUACUUCAAAACCAAGCCAAAUCUCCAAACUCAACAAAACAAAGUCUCAUGUCUUUUUCUCUUUAACAACCCUUUCUUCUAAAAUUCCAGGGAGAAGUGGAAAACCCCCCAUUGCAUAUUUAGCCUGUAUGCUAAGCAAGGUUAGGUAACUGACAGCUACAAUUUAGACACCCUUUCAAAAUUCUUCCUUUUUACAGCAUUUCCUGACUUGGGUUUCACCCAGUUCUUGUUCUUCAGCUCAAUUCAAUUUGCCAAAUGAACUGUUCAGAAGAACUCUAGAGGAUACCCCCGAGGCUUUGUUUGGCUUGUUUUUGUUGCUGUUUUGGUUCUGUUUAAGACAAGAAAUUAACAAUGCAGCUUCAUAUCUCACCAAGUUUGAGGCAUGUAACAGUACUUCCGGCGAAAGGUGUAAGAGAAUUCAUUAAAGUCAAGGUUGGUUCAGGACGGGUUUCCUAUCGAAUGCUUUUCUAUUCACUUCUCUUCUCCACAUUCCUUCUUCGGUUUGUCUUUGUUUUGUCAACUGUUGAUAGCAUUGAUGGAGAUCAUUCCAAGUGUUCCACCAUUGGUUGCUUGGGAAAAAGAAUAGGACCAAGGAUCUUGGGAAGAAGGAUUGAGUCAAAUGUCCCAGAGGUGAUAUACCAGAUACUAGAUGAACCUGUAAGAAAAGAUGAAGUACAAGGAAAAACUGAUAUUCCUCAGACAUUAGAAAAGUUUAUGGCUGAAAUGAAAGAAGGCAGAUCAGAUGCAAAAACCUUUGCUCUAAGGCUUAGAGAAAUGGUAGUUCUACUUGAACAAAGAACCAGAACAGCUAAAAUCCAAGAAUAUUUGUACCGCCAUGUAGCAUCCAGCAGCAUACCAAAACAGUUGCAUUGCUUAGCACUAAAGCUAGCCAAUGAACACUCCAACAAUGCCGCUGCUCGCCUCCAGCUCCCCUCAGCAGAACUCGUUCCUGCCCUUGUCGAUAAUUCUUACUUCCACUUCGUCCUUGCCUCAGAUAAUGUGCUUGCAGCCUCAGUUGUUGGAACAUCCCUUGCAAAAAACGCGUUACGCCCUGAAAAAUUUGUGCUACACAUAAUAACAGAUAGGAAAACUUACUCCCCAAUGCAGGCCUGGUUUUCAUUGCAUCCUUUAGCACCUGCUAUAAUUGAAGUUAAGGCAUUGCAUCAAUUUGAUUGGAUUUCAAAAGGGAAGGUUCCUGUUUUGGAAGCAAUGGAAAAAGAUCAAAGGGUAAGGUCACAGUUCAGAGGGGGGUCAUCAGCAAUUGUAGCAAAUAAUACCGAGAAGCCUCAAGUUAUCGCAGCAAAACUACAAGCACUCAGUCCUAAGUACAACUCCUUGAUGAAUCACAUUCGGAUACAUUUGCCAGAGUUGUUUCCCAGCCUAAACAAGGUUGUCUUCCUAGAUGAUGACAUUGUGAUACAAACUGAUCUAUCACCUCUAUGGGACAUUGAUAUGAAUGGAAAAGUUAAUGGGGCGGUGGAAACAUGUAGGGGUGAAGAUUCAUUUGUCAUGUCAAAACGGUUCAAGAGCUAUCUCAAUUUCUCCCAUCCUUUGAUUGCAAAGAAUUUUGAUCCUAAUGAAUGUGCAUGGGCAUAUGGCAUGAACAUUUUUGAUCUGGAUGCUUGGAGGAAGACCAACAUUAGCCUUACAUACUAUCACUGGCUUGAAGAGAACUUGAAAUCAGACCUCAGUUUGUGGCAACUUGGCACUUUACCCCCUGGUCUAAUUGCAUUCCAUGGUCAUGUUCAUGUUAUUGAUCCCUUUUGGCACAUGUUGGGAUUGGGGUACCAAGAUAAUACAACUUUAGCUGAUGCUGAAACAGCUGGGGUCAUCCAUUUCAAUGGAAGAGCAAAACCUUGGCUAGACAUAGCCUUCCCUCAACUUCGACCUUUAUGGGCCAAAUAUAUCGAUUUCUCUGAUAAAUUCAUCAAGGGUUGUCAUAUUAGGGCAUCUUAACAAGGAUUUUGAGAGAGUGCAGUUACCAUAAUGAUGAUAAAAUACAUGUUUGUAUAUGAGAAAGAAGAGAAGAGAGAGUUCUUUACAAAUUCAAGGCCUUCAAACUUCAAUAUAGAUUCUGAAAUGAUAACAGCAACAAUAAAGAAAUUGUUGUAGCACACCAAAAAU
Messenger RNA from Durio zibethinus, 2874 nucleotides. Its product is annotated as putative galacturonosyltransferase 12. The record is from RefSeq and is a predicted model, not a curated record. Lineage: Eukaryota; Viridiplantae; Streptophyta; Magnoliopsida; Malvales; Malvaceae. Gene Ontology annotation, molecular function: polygalacturonate 4-alpha-galacturonosyltransferase activity.